Molecule: messenger RNA, 12642 nt
Organism: Ascochyta rabiei
Lineage: Eukaryota; Fungi; Ascomycota; Dothideomycetes; Pleosporales; Didymellaceae
Exons: 3
Coding region: 1-12642 (4213 amino acids)
Biological process (GO): secondary metabolite biosynthetic process; fatty acid biosynthetic process
Molecular function (GO): fatty acid synthase activity; phosphopantetheine binding
Source: RefSeq, a predicted model, not a curated record
AUGUCGUCGAUACCGUCGGCGGAGGAGCCCAUCGCCAUCAUUGGAUCAUCCUGCAGAUUCCCAGGCGGCUGCGACUCUCCCUCGAAGCUUUGGGAGUUGCUACGAGAGCCACGUGACGUGGUGAAGGCGUUCGACGCGAAGCGCUUCAACCUGUCGCGGUUCUACCACCCCAACGGCGAGACGCACGGGGCCACGGACGUCAAGGGAAAGUCGUACCUCUUGGAAGAAGACAACCGUGUGUUCGAUGCGGGCUUCUUCGCCAUCAGUCCGAUGGAAGCGGCUGGUAUGGACCCUCAGCAGCGGCUCCUGCUCGAGACAACGUACGAGGCGUGUGAGAGCGCGGGCGUGACGCUGGAGCAGCUCAGGGGAUCUCUGACCUCUGUGCACGUGGGGGUCAUGACCAACGACUACGCAAUCAUCCAAGCGCGCGAUACGGAGACGCUGCCCAAGUACAACGCCACCGGCACUGCCAACAGCAUCCUCUCCAACCGGGUGUCGUACGUGUUCGAUCUCAAGGGCGCUUCGGCGACCAUCGACACGGCAUGCUCUAGCUCCCUCGUCGCGCUCCACCACGCGGUGCAGGGCCUUCGGAGCGGCGAUAGCACCAUGGCAGUGGUUGGUGGCACCAACCUGAUACUGGAGCCGACGCCUUACAUUGCCGAGUCGAAGCUGCACAUGCUGUCGCCAGACUCGCAGAGCCGCAUGUGGGACAAGACGGCCAAUGGAUACGCGCGGGGUGAGGGCAUCGCGUCGCUGCUGCUGAAGCCACUGGGUGCGGCGCAGCGAGACGGCGACCCGAUCCAGGGCGUGAUUCGCGCCACCGGAGUCAACUCGGACGGACUCAGCCCGGGCAUCACGAUGCCGUUUGCGCCGUCGCAAGCGACACUGAUCCGGCACGUCUAUCGCCGGGCAGGGCUCGACCCGUUGCGCGACCCGCCGCAAUACUUUGAAUGCCAUGGCACAGGCACGCAGGCGGGAGACCCCGUCGAGGCGCGAGCCGUGUUCGAGGCCUUUUAUCGCGAUGGAGAGACGGGGGAAGCGAAGAAGGAGGCGCAGACGUUGCACGUUGGGUCUGUCAAAACGGUGAUUGGACACCUGGAGGGUUGCGCUGGCCUGGCGGGGGUCAUCAAGGUGCUCCUCGCGCUCAAGCACCGCACGAUACCGCCAAACAUGCACUUCAACGAGCUCAACCCCAAGAUCGCGCCCUACUACGGCGAGGGCGCGCUAGUGAUCCCGACGCGGGCGCUGCCGUGGCCCCAGCCGCCGGCAGGGAGCCCGAUGCGGGCUAGCGUCAACAGCUUUGGGUUCGGCGGCACCAAUGCGCACGCCAUCAUCGAGAGCGCGCCAGAGCUGCCGAACGCAGGCGCGAGUCCACAGACGGGCGAGGGCGGCGGGGCGCCGGUAGGGCCGCUGCUCCUGUCGGCCAGCUCCGGCCCAGCCCUGUUGCGCAGCGUGCAGGCGCACGUGGCGCAUCUGCAGGCGGACCAGGAGGUGUCGCUGGGCGACGUGAGCUGGGUGCUGCAGACGCGGCGGACGACGCACCGCGUGCGGGCGUGCUUCGCGGGGGCGACGCGGCAAGACGUGGUGGCGUCGAUGGAGCAGUUUGUGCAGCGGCACGCCAAGGCGGGCGCGCAGGGCGGAGCGAUCGGUCACGUGCCGCGGCUGGUGCAGCCCAAGGAGGCGCCGGGCACGCUGGGCGUCUUCACGGGGCAGGGGGCGCAGUGGGCGACGAUGGGCCGCGAGCUGGUGCAGGCCAGCCCGCUGUUCCGGCAGAGCCUGGAGGCGUGCGAGGCGGUGCUGCGCGACGAGCUGCUGCCGGGCGACGCGCCGGGGUGGUCGCUGGUGGAGGAGCUCGCCAAGGACCAGGCGAGGUCGCGGCUGGGCGAGGCGGCGGUGGCGCAGCCGGUGUGCACGGCGCUGCAGGUGGCGCUGGUGGACCUGCUCGCGGCGGCGGGGGUGCAGCUGGACGCGGUCGUGGGCCACUCGUCGGGCGAGAUCGCGGCGACGUACGCGGCGGGCAUCAUCUCGCGGCGGGCGGCGAUGCAGAUCGCCUUCUACCGCGGCCACUACGCGCCGCUGUGUGGCGGGCGCGAGGGCCAGCGAGGCGGGAUGCUGGCCGUCGGGCUCGGCAUGGAGGCGGCCGCGCGCUUCUGCCGCCAGCCCGCGUACGAGGGCCGGGUGGUGGUGGCGGCCAGCAACAGCCCGGCGAGCUGCACGCUGUCGGGCGACGUCGACGCCGUGCGCGCGGCCAAGCGGCAGCUCGACGGCGAGGGCACGUUUGCGCGCCAGCUGCUCGUCGACACGGCGUACCACUCGCAUCACGUGCAGGCGUGUGCGGGCCCCUAUCUGCGCGCGCUCGCGGCCUGCGACAUCGCCGUCGCCCGGCCGCGCGCCGGCUGCGUGUGGAACUCGAGCGUGCGCGGCGACACCCGCCUGCUGCGGCGCGGCGGCGACCUGGGCGCGCUCAAGGGCCCCUACUGGGCCGCCAACAUGCUGCAGACGGUCAAGUUCUCGCACGCCGUCGAGUCGUCCAUCUGCCACGGCGGGCCCUGGGACCUGGCGCUCGAGAUCGGCCCGCACGCGGCGCUCAAGGGCCCCACCGAGCAGACGCUCAAGGCCGCGUACGGCGCCGCUCCCCCGUACGCCUCGCUGCUGCAGCGCAACGCCAGCGACGUCGCCGCCUUCCAAGCCGCCGUCGGCCUCGUCUUCCACCAGGCCAGCUUCCAGGCCAGCUUCCACCAGCCCAGCUUCCAGCCCCCGCCCGCCCUCGUCGCCCAGCUGCCGCGCUACGGCUGGGACCACGACAAGGUCUACUGGCGCGAGUCGCGCACCUCGGCCCGCCACCGCACCAGCCCCCACGCCGGCCACGAGCUGCUGGGCCGCCGCGUCGCCGACGACAACGAGCGCGAGCUGCGCUGGCGCAACGUCCUGCGCCUGGACGAGAUCCCCUGGCUGCGCGGCCACAGCGUGCUGGGCCAGGUCCUGCUCCCCGGCGCCGCCUACGUCUCCCUCGCUGCCGAGGCGGCCCAGGCGCUGGCUGCCAUGGUCGCGCCGGGCCUGCCGGUGCGCCAGAUCGCGGUCGACGACGUGAAUCUGCUCCGUCCGCUGGUCGUGCCGGAGACCAAGGACGGCGUCGAGACCCUGUUCACCGUCCACGUGCUUUCUGCCGACCACGCCCGCCCCCUCGCCAACUCGCCCGCACCGGGCCGUCCCGCCGUGCGCGCCCGCUUUGCCUACUACGUGUGCCAGAACGAGGCGGCGGGCACGCUGAUGCACACCUGCAGCGGCGCGCUGACCAUUCACUUUGGCCGCGCCGCCGACGACGCUCCCCUGCUGCCGCCCCGCCCCGCCCCGCCCCAGCACGUCGUCCACGUCGAGCGCGAGCCCGUGUACGACAUGUUCCGUGCGAUUGGCCUCGACUACACGGGUGCCUUCGACGCCAUCACCCACACCCGGCGCUGCCUCGGCUACGCGGCUGCCACUGCCGUCUGGCCCACCGACUCGCCCCUGCGCUCCUACUCGCACUACCUCGUGCAUCCCGCCAUCCUGGACGUCGCCUUUCAGUCUCUGUUCGUUGCGCACGUCCAUCCCUCCACCAAGAAGCUCACCUCGGCUCUGCUGCCGUCGCACAUUGAUCGCGUCACCAUCAACGUCGGCGUGGGGCACGACGCCGACGCCACCGACGCCACCGACGCCACCCCCACUCCCAUCACGUGCAACUUCGACGCCUGGGUCGUCUCGUCCACGCCAACCAAACUGGACGGCGACGUCACCAUCUACGACGCCCCCUCAGACCGUCCCUUGGUUCAGGUGGAGGGCCUCUGCACCCGCUCAGCUGCUGGCGGCCAGAGCGCCUCCCUCGACAGAAACCUCUUCCUGAAGACGGUGCACCGUCACGAUGCCUCCCUCGGAGGCCUGCUGCUGCCCCCGCGCGACUCCCUCAGAGACGCCCGCACCCUGCGCGCCAAUGUGGCCGUGGAGCGCCUGGCCCUGUUCUACAUACAGCGCGCCCUGGAGGAGAUCAAGCCCGAGGAACGCCUUGCGCUGCAGCCGCGCCAGAAGCGGACCCUCGAAAUGUUUGAACAGCACGUCGAAGCGGUGCGCCAGGACGAAUGCCCGCUCCUCAGCAGCGAAUGGCUUGCCGACGACCAACACAGCGUCCUGGUCGCCGGCGUGGUGGACAAAGAGCAUCCUGAUCCGGACGCCCUCGAGCUGAAGCUAGUGCAUGCCGCUGGCGCCCAGCUUGCACAGAUCCUCCGCGGCCACACGCAAAUGCGCCAAGUCUCUUCUCCGUCGCAGGGAGGCGGCGCGCCGCUGAGCGUGGAGCAGUACUCACCGUCAGCCUCGCACGCCACCAAUCACGUGAUUGGUCAGCUGCUAAAGCAAAUCACCUUCAAAUUCCCGCGCUGCAACCUGCUGGAAUUGAGCACGGGCACGGGCAACACCGAUACCACACGAAGCAUUCUCGACGCAGUCGAUAACCUCUACGACUCGUUCACGUACGCCAAUGCCUCGUCGGACGCACUCCCUGUCGCCGCCGCCGCGCUGGGCGACCGGAAGAGGAUCCUGUACAAGACCCUGAACAUGGGCCAGGACCUGGAGGAGCAGGGCUUCAGCCCCAUCGGUUACCACAUCGUCAUCGCGGCCCACGCUCUGUCUGCCUACUCUGCCGACACAAGUAUAGAGGAGACGCUGCGAAAAGCCCGAUCUUUGCUGUGUCCCGGCGGCUAUCUAGUCUUGUCCGAGACCACUGGGACGCAUAACAUGGCUAGCAGCCUCUUGUCUGAUGGUGAGCCAACACCAUCGCCGGUCGAGUGGCAUAACCUGCUGCGCCUUUCCGGCUUCUCCGGUCUGGACACAAUCUUCCAUGAUCACGCAGACGAGACCAGCCACGUUCAUUCAUGCAUCGUGAGCCGGGCCGUCACCGAUGACUUCCUGCGUCUGGUCCGCCCCCUGUCCGUUGCACCCGAGCUCACCACGCAGCUGCUCAUCAUCGGUGGGCGCAGCCUGUACGGAAGCAGGCUGAUGGACGAGAUCAACCAACUCCUGCCACCCAUCUGGCAGCAGUCCGGACAAGUCAGGAUCGUCCCAAGCAUCGAUGCGCUGACCCUCAAUGGAGACGAGGGCGCUAUGGAUGUCCUGUGUUUGCACGACGUGGACGGGUCCUUGUUCACAAAGUUACCCUUUGCCGAAGCCAGACUGCAAAAGCUCCAGCACCUGCUCAUGUCAGCUAGAAACCUGGUGUGGGUGACUGACGCGGGCGUUUCGUCCAACUCGCGCGCGACCAUGAUCCGUGGCGUGGCCCGUGUCGUUCCGGUGGAAAUGCCGCACCUCACGAUGCAGGUGCUCGGGCUUGAGCUCGAGGCUGGCCGCGCAGAUGCUUCUUUGCACGCACGUCGCUGUGUCGAGGCCCUCUGGCGUCUACAACACGUGGCGGAGCUCAAGGGAAACCCCGACCACACCAACAUGCUGUGGACAAACGAGCCCGAAUAUGAGGUCUUGGCCCGCGGUACUGUCUUGAUACCGCGCAUGAUGCCAGACACGGACCUGGAUGAGCGACACAAUGCCAAAACACGAGCCAUUGUCAAGGCCGUUGACGCAACCAAUAUCGCUGUGCACGUCGCCAUUCCAGCUGGGUCCUCCAAGAUGGUGUUGCAGGCCAUGGAGCAGCCGUCUCUGUCCUCGUCGACCGUGAAUGGAGCGAACCAGGUCAAUGUCCGCGUCCAGUACACCACUCACAUCCCCUCGCGCUCCCGAGACGGACAAGGACUUUACCUGUUUUGUGGCCACGUGGUUCAACAGCAGCUCGGCCAGAAACACCAGGCGGUCAUGGGCCUUGGCCGCAGCAAUGCUUCGAGUUUGCUUUUGGAUCCGAAGACGCUGGCCUUUGUCGAUCCAUCGCUCUGUGCACCGUCAGCUCUGGAGGCCGCAGCCAACGAGUUGCUGCGACAUGCCCUUGUCAGUCACGCACAAUCACAUGUAGCAUCCAAGGCCGCUGCCAUCACGACAAUGCUCGUUCUCGAGCCUGAGCAGCACAUGACAGCAGAACUGAAAGAAGACCUUGCUCCGAUGGGAAUCCGCGUCUACUGCGCGUCUUACAGGAAUGAUGUUCCCGACGACUGGAUCCAAAUCCACGCAAACAUGUCGAAACGCAUGGCUAUGCUGCGUCUUCCAGCACAACACAUUGACUUGUUCGUUGAUUGCUCCCAGCAGGAAAGCCAGACGCAUGGCCAUGAGUCGCUGCAGGCCUGUCUGCCACCAGCUUGCAAGGUGUCGAGGUUCGACGCCGAGCUUCUGCAGGAAGCAUGGGACGACGACAGCAUCUCUGUGAAAACGGUGCUCGAGAAUGCAAGCCUGAAGCUCAAGCAUGUUCACGAGACGGCAGAGUCGCGCGGUGACUGCACCGUCAUAGCGGCGCCUGAUCUGGCUGGAGCGGAUUUCGACACGUACGUUCACAAGCGAUACACAACAGACUGGCGCCAGCAAACAGCGCUUCCUCUGACCGUGAAGCCCCUCGAUCACGAUUCACAUGGCUUGCUGCGGCCGGACCGCACCUAUCUCCUGGUGGGAGGUUCUGGGGGGCUGGGACUCUCUCUUUGUCAAUGGAUGCUUCGCCAGGGUGCCAGGCACAUCGCCGUCACCAGCCGCAACCCCAAGGUAGAUCCCGAACUACAGAGGGAAGCCGAUCGUGUUGGAGCGUCUGUACAGAUGUUGGCCAUGGAUGCCACGAAGCGCGACCAAGUCGUGACCGCUGUGAACAAGGUGCGCGAGACGAUGCCGCCCAUUGCUGGCGUGUGCAAUUUGUCCAUGGUACUUCAUGACAAGAUGUUCCUUGACAUGUCGGCCCGGCAACUCAAUGGCACGUUGGAGGCCAAAGUUCUUGGGACCGAGAUCCUCGACGACAUCUUUAGUAAUACAGAUGCAGAUGAAGGUGCAGCACACCCGCCACUAGAUUUCCUCAUCUUCACAUCGUCGACAGCGAGUACCGUCGGAAACAUCGGACAAGCCAACUAUCACGCCGCCAACUUAUUCAUGGCCGCAGUCGCCGAGCGACGCCGCUCACGGGGACUAGCUGCUUCGGUGAUUCACAUCGGCUGGGUGGCUGACACGGGCUACGUAACCCGCUCCGACAGAUAUCGCCUAUUAGAAGAACAUUUUCGCAGCAUGCGCUUCGUGCCCCUCUCCGAGACCGACGUGCAGGACGCUUUUGCUCAGGCAAUACGCGCAAGCAAGCCCCAACUUGGGUGCGAUGCCGGCAGCCAUGACAUUACCAUGGGACUCGAGCCACCCACAGAGCCUAUGCAAGCCAACCAAGAGAACAAGGCCAUCUGGGUGCAGAACCCACGACUGCUGUCUCUGUCACCCUACAGUGCCCUUUCCACCUCAUCGCAACAGCUCUCGGGGCGAGGAAUGUCCACCAGCAACGUAAGAGAGCAGGCGGACAAGGCGGACACGGAAGAGGCGGCCGUGGCCAUUGUGGCGCAGGCUUUUGCCGCAAAGCUCGAGACCAUGUUGCAGCUGCCGGCAGGCUCCGUACAAGCGGACCUCGAAAGGCCCAUCAUUGACCUGGGCAUAGACUCGCUCUUCGCCACGGAGAUUCGCACGUGGUUCCUCAAAGACCUCGAUGCGGACGUGGGCGUAGUCAGCAUCUUGGGCGGUGACACGGUUUUGCAGAUCUCCGCCCAAGUCGCCAAGAAGUGGUUGGCUGAGCGCGGCAGCAAGGAGGAUAAGGAGGCCAAGCAGGAUAAGGCGGUCAAGGAGGAUGAGGUCAAGAGUAAGGAGGUCAAGAAGGAUGAGGUCAAGAGUAAGGAGGUCAAGAAGGAUGACGAGGUCAAGGGUAAGGAGGUCAAGGGGCCUGUACAGCCAAUUCCUUCUCCUGCCCCUGAAGUCCUCGCUCCUACCCCCAUGGUUGCCGCGUUGACAGAGCAGCCUUCCGUGGCUGAUGCCUUCGUGGCAAAUGCUAGCGGCCUCAGAGGCCAUGCUCAAUCCGGCACGCCACCAUCCGGACUCAGCACACCAUUUACGGAUCCAACAAUAUCUGGGUCCAGGACACCAGUGUCCGCGGCUACAUCCAUGUCGGGAUCGGGGAUGCUAGAGCCUGACACUUCCACUACAAUGGUCCAGUCUGGCUCAAAGGACGACAACGAUGACCAGAAGAGCAAAGACGUGGAACCCUUCACACCACCCGUAAUCAUUCGGGAAGAGCCAAUGUCUGCCGCACAGUCUCGAAUCUGGUUUGCCUCUAAUCACCUCGAUAAUCCGGCAGCGUACAAUACCGCCUUCCAUUAUCGUGUGCAAGGUCAUAUCGGGACGGCCCGGCUGCGACGCGCGCUGCAACAGGUCGCUAACCACCACGAGUGCUUACGCACCUGCUUCUACGCUCGAGUGGAGGACGGCCAUCCCAUGCAGGGUGUCAUAGCGACAUCGGCGUUGGAACUUACAAUAGACCACGCAGAUGACGAGCAUACCGAUCUCAAAGAUUCUGAUAUCACUCUCCGGGACACCCUGUCGCGGUUCAAAACGCGCGUAUGGGACCUGCAGCAUGGACGCACUUUAGCCGUUGCUGUACUGGGUCGAUCUGCGACCGAGCACGAUAUUGUCAUUGGGUACCAUCAUAUUCUCAUGGAUGGUUGGAGCCUGGCUCUAUUCCUCCGCGACCUGGACAAGGCAUACCGCCUGCAGCCACUUGGCACACUCGAUCGAUUCUCUUAUAUCGACUAUUCACUACACCAACUGGCCGAGGAGAAGACAGACCUACUGGACAGUGACAUGGAGUUUUGGCGUGCUGAAUUCGCUACUCUCCCCGACACUCUCCCCUUGCUUCCUAUGGCUCGCGGACUUGAUCGUUCAACCCUCAAUCAACAAGGCAGCGGCAGCCAUUACGCGGAUCUUGAGCUUAAUGAGGCACAACUGGCGGCGCAAAAGGAUCUUUGCCAGCGGCUGCGAAUUAGUCCCUUCCAUCUAUACCUUGCCCUUUUCCAGGUUCUACUAGCCCGUCUGACGGACACCGAGGAUCUGUGUUUGGGUGUUGUCGAUGCCAACCGCAGGGACGAGCGAUUCUGGGAUACGGUAGGCUGCUUCGUCAACCUGCUGCCCCUACGCUCCAGCAUACCCAUGACGGCGACCUUUGCAGAAGUCGCGACCGGUGCGUCACGUAAGGCAAUGGAAGCCUUCUCCCACGGCACGGUGCCUUUUGACCGUAUACUCGACCAGACACGAGCGCCCCGGGCGUCGGGCACCAACCCGCUGUUCCAGGCCGCCAUCAACUAUCGUGCGGCAGUGAAAGGGAUGGACAUGUGGAAUCUACCGUUAGGCGACGAUUGCCGUAUGCAGCUAUCAACCAAGGAAGCCAAGGAAGCUGACAACCCGUACGAUAUCAGCUUAGGCUUUAUCGAAACCCAGACUGGCUGCCUGGUGCAGAUGUGGUGCCUGGCUGAUCUGUACAGCCAAGAAGCAUGUCACACAAUGCUCCUUACGUACCUCAAUCUGCUUGAGGUAGCGGCUCGCGACCCGCACGCGAUGGUGGCCGACAUGGACCUGCAUGAUGCUGCCAGCGUGAAUCACGCCCUUCAAGUGGGUACUGGUCCUGAAGCGGAUUUCGGCUGGCCGGAGACACUGUCGCAGCGCAUUGAAGAAAUCUGCAUCUUACACCCGACCAAGACAGCCAUCACAGACGCAUCGGGAGAAAAGCUCCUGUACGCCCAGCUAGCGGCCAGGAUUGACCGUGCAGCCCACCAGAUCAUAGAUGCGGGAGGCGUUUCUGGAGAUCGAUUUGCUGUCCUGUGUGAGCCAUCAACGGAUGCUAUCGUUGCGAUGCUCGCUAUUCUCCGCAUGGGAGGUGUAUAUGUCCCACUAGACAUCAGUCUGCCAGCCUUUCGACACGCAGACAUGGUCCGCGAGUGUGAGCCCAAACUUCUGCUCUGCCAUGCGCAGACAGCAGAUGACGCGCGAGAGUUGUUGAAGCCUUUCGAUCAUGUGCGAGUUGUCCGGAUGCAGUCUGAUGCCGAUGGCAUUGACGGCGGUGAUGGAGCAGUAUCCCCGUCCAUGACCACCCCAAUCCACCCACACGCACCCGCCGUCUUGCUCUUCACGAGUGGCUCGACAGGUAGACCCAAGGGUAUCUUCCUGACGCAGACCAACUUCAUCAACCACAUCGCGCUCAAAACACAUGAAAUGCGACUGCAGCAGGAAUGCGUGUUGCAGCAGAGCUCACUGGGCUUCGACAUGUCUCUCGUCCAGAUAUUCUCGGCGCUUGCUAACGGUGGCCAUCUCGUCAUUGCCGGGAGAAACAUCAGGCGCGAUCCCGUAGAGCUGGUCAAUCUGAUAUCCCGCCAGGGCGUCUCCAUGACCAUCGCCACGCCGACGGAGUAUCUCGCCUGGACUAGCUCGGCAGGCGAGGUGUUGCGGACUAACAAAUCAUGGCGUUUUGCAUUUUCGGGUGGCGAACCAAUUCCUCGGCAGCUGAAGACUGAGCUGCGCCGCCUCAGCCUGCCUGACCUGAGCCUGACAAAUUGUUACGGGCCAACAGAGAUUACGGCAGCAGCCACCUUCCAGUGUAUCUCUCUGGACGAUGAGGUUGAUACCUCUUGUCUCGCUUCCGGAGAAUCGGGAAACUGGGCCCAGUAUGCUGUUGGAAAGGCACUGCCCAACUACUCAAUCCGCGUGGUCGAUGCGGCGGGGCAUCCCCUGCCAUCUGGGCACAUUGGAGAGAUAUGUAUCGGCGGAGCAGGUGUUGCCCUCGGCUAUCUCAACCAGUCUGAGCAGACCAAGGCCAAGUUCGUUACGGAUGUCACCAAGAUCAAGAGUAGCCGCAGUAUCAUGUACCGGACCGGCGACAAAGGGCGACUUCUUUCAGACGGCACACUCUUGUGCCUGGGGCGGUUGGAUGGUGACACGCAAAUCAAACUGCGCGGGCUGCGGAUCGAGUUGCAGGAGAUUGAAUCGGCUCUGCUGCAGGCCUCUGAGGGGGCCUUGGCUUCUGCGAUUGUCUCUCUCCGCGACAACGUGCUCAUCGCCCAUGCCACGCUCACCACUCCCAACCCCAAUCCCGAGGUGGAAGGACUCCAACAGAUCCUGUCUCGCGUCAAGCUGCCACAGGCUUUCAUCCCAGCCACGAUCUGCAUCCUACCUGCAAUGCCGACGACAGCCAAUGGCAAACUGGACCGUAAAGCCGUCGCUCGCCUCCCGUUAGCAGUGACGGAGAAGAGCGAUACUGCAAGAUCCAAGAUGGGUACGGAGAAGAUGACGGUCCGCGAGGGUGAGGUUCGUUUGUUGUGGGAGCGCGUGCUUCCCACACUUGGUAACACGCGCUUUGGUCCUUCAUCUGACUUCUUCCUGUGCGGCGGCAACUCGCUACUUCUCAUGAAGCUCCAGAAAGCAAUCAUAGAAACCACUGGAUUACAUGUUACUACAAGGCAGUUGUACGAGGAUAGCACUCUACGUGCCAUGACUCGUUGCAUCUUCGACCAACGUGCCGGCACCAACUCCGUCUUGCAGGACGACGCCCCGAUCGACUGGGACGUGGAGACGUCAUUGCCGGACUGGCUACGAGACCAGGCGCAGCAGCUCGCCGAAGCACAGUCGUUCCAGGCUGCAAAUGAUACCACCGGUGGCAUUGAAGUCCUCCUCACUGGUGCAGCCAGUUUCCUGGGCGGACACCUCUUGAAAUCCCUGCUGCAGGCUCCAAACGUAAGAAUGGUGCACUGCAUCGCCAUUGGUAUUGACGACAAGGACAAGCUUCCCCAGGAUGACAGCAGAGUCGCGUGCUACAGUGGCAGCCUACUCUCACCCACCUUGGGUCUCACGGCCCAGGAGCGCAAGAGCCUCGAGCAGACGGUACACGUCAUCGUACACGCAGGUGCCAACGGCCACUGCCUCAAUCGCUUCGCCUCACUACGCACCCCGAACCUACAGUCCCUACAUUUCCUGGCCUCUCUGGCGCUUCCGCGUGCCAUCCCGUUGAUGUUCCUCUCUAGCAGCCGCGCCGUGCUUCUCUCGGGCAACACGGCUAUCAAGCCAGGAUCUCUGAGAGCUACUCCUCCUGCCGCAGAUGGCAAAGAUGGCUACACUGCGAGCAAGUGGGCCGGCGAGGUCUUCCUGGAGAACUUGGUUGCUUACCUAAAUGGCGAUGGGCAGGAUGCAGGGACAACUAAGCCCGUCUCCCGGCGUCCGCUCAGAGUGGCCGUGCACCGAGCCUGCACACUGGUCAGUGACCAGGCUCCCAACUCGGAUGCCAUGAACGGCGUCUUACGCUACUCGCUGGCCAUGCGCUGCGCGCCGCGCCUGAAACGCGCCGAGGGCUACUUGGAUUUCGGGCCCCUGGACACCAUCAUCGGUGAAAUCACAGCAGCAGCCCUGCAGCUAGCGGCGCCAACCCCAGGCCCGACAUCUUCCGCGCACGAAGACGCUGCUCGUCGCUCCGAAGUCCUCUUCCGCCAUCACUCCGGCGGCAUCAAGUCGCCCAUGGCAGAGUUCAGAGCCCACCUCGAGAGAGUGUACGGUGGCAGUUUCGACGAGCUCGACAUGCACGAAUGGAUCGUUCGCGCUGGCAACGAGGGUCUGGAUCCCCUCAUCGUCGCCUACAUCGAGGCUUUGCUUGAGACUGGCUUACCCAUGGUUUCGCCGUAUAUGGGCGAGACGUAG